Molecule: messenger RNA, 2900 nt
Organism: Scatophagus argus
Lineage: Eukaryota; Metazoa; Chordata; Actinopteri; Scatophagidae
Product: serine/threonine-protein kinase pim-2-like
Exons: 9
Coding region: 130-1407 (425 amino acids)
Biological process (GO): regulation of mitotic cell cycle; negative regulation of apoptotic process; protein autophosphorylation
Cellular component (GO): cytoplasm
Molecular function (GO): protein serine/threonine kinase activity; ATP binding
Source: RefSeq, a predicted model, not a curated record
CUCUCCAACAGAUCUGAGAUUCGCUCGGUAUCGGUACACACUCUUCAGGUUAUCUGCAGGUGUUGACGGUAAAACUCGGCUGAAACUUCGACAAAUUCGAUUAUUUCUUCUGAGUUCACAAAACAUUUGAUGACUCUGACCUCCGGAACAGAUUCAGAGAACAACAUGCAGGCAGAUGCCGAAAAAAGAAUGCGGUGCAGUAACCUCACUGACCCUUCAGAACACGGCGAUGUCUCAGUAAAAGACAGAAUCAGUCAGAGGGGAAAGAGAAAGAUCAGCGUAGAUGCCAGACCACCUGAAAAGAAGAGAAGGUGUAGCAUCCAAAACGGCACCAUCUCUGACCCCAGUAUGAUAGUUGUGGAGGAGCCCAUAGUGGAGAGGGACAAGAGAAAGGCCAGCGAUCAUAAUGAGGCACCUAAAAAGAAAAGCGAUGAAGUGUCCUGGAUCACUAUAUCCAGCGAUACUGAAUCCUCCUCUCCACCAGCAGCAAAUGUGAACAAGAGCGGAGGUGACAUCAGCCACAACACAAGCAGCGCCUCAUCCGAGGAGGAGAGAAUCUAUGAGAUGUCCUCCUCGCUAAACACAAGCAGAGCUGAUUUCGUGAACAAGUACUGCGAGUUGGGUCCGAUCGGCCAGGGAGGCUUCGGCUCAGUGCACGCUGGCUUCCGUAACUCAGACUGUCGAGGGGUUGCCAUCAAGCACAUUCCCAUGAGGACUGUGAAAAAAGAAAAAGUUAAAUGCAACGGAAAGGUGUUUAACGUCAUUCUGGAGGUGGCACUCAUGCUGAAAGCCGCAGAUCUACCAGGAUCCAUUGGACGAUCCACUGUUGUGUCCCUUCUGGACUGGUACCACCUGGACGAGGAAUUAAUACUGGUGAUGGAAAGACCAACAUGCUGCAUGGACCUCUGCAGCUACCUAAAAUCUCGCGGAGGAUACCUGGAUGAACAUGAGGCAAAGAUGAUCAUGAGACAGCUGGUGGACGCAGCCAUCGACAUGCACUCGAAGGGUGUCUUUCACCGGGACAUCAAGUUGCAAAACGUCCUGGUUCAGCUGAACAACGGAGUACCCACAGUUCGUAUAAUCGACUUCGGCUGUGGCAGCUUAUCCACUGAGAUGCCUCACAGUACUUUUUGUGGCACCCCUGCAUACUUCCCUCCGGAGUGGUUUGAAUGUCGGAAAUAUACGGCCCGUCCCACCACUGUCUGGCAGCUUGGUGCGCUGUUCUAUUCGUUGCUGAGAGGUCACGAGCACUUUACCACCGAGAAGUUCGUGAGCAAGCGCAUCCAGUUCAACAGUGCACUGUCCACAAAGGUCAAGAUCUUGCUGCAUAUGUGUCUGGACAGAGACCCUCGGCUACAGGGCAUACCUUGGAGCCCACCUCACUACUGUCAGCUGUGCGCCCUGUGAGAUCUUUCCACCCACAGUAACUGGAAACCUGAAGAAACCUGGACAGAAAAAAAGGACAACACAAAGGAAAUUUUUUAUCUCUACAAUACUGAUGUUGGACUUUUUCCCCAUCUGGAGGUCCUGUGUAACCCCCAGCCGUCCGUGUAGAGGGGAUCACUCUUUGAAUUGCCUCUUCCGAGGUUUCUUCCCAAUAUCCUGGGAAAUGCUCAGGAUUUUUGGGGAGUUUUUCCUCGUCUUCUUAGAGAGCUUGGGCUGGGUCAGUAACCAAUGGUGUUGUUGGACUGAAAACACCUGUCACACUGUCCUGGACUUGGAUUUUACGGUGCUGAAAAACUCAGAAUGGACUGUUCACCAAAUGCAAUGCCUUUUUAAUGAAAAUUUGCCACAUGCAAGCUCAGCUAUCAAAUAAAAUAAGAAGCUUUUCCAUCACUGAUUGUAAUUUUUGAAGAGCGCUAUUUUCAAGUGCAGUCCAAAAUCAUCACAUUUGUGACUUGAGUGUAACUCGGUUUCAAGUUAUGUGACCUGAGGGCACAUCUCUGAAGAACACUGUAUCUGACAUUGUACUGUACUACAAAUAAAUAAAUCAUUAUUUGACCUGCUGCUAAUGGUCUGAAUUUCCCCCCAAAAUUUCAGGUAAAACAUCAGUGUUUUAAGGUCAUAAAUGGUAUACAGGUGACUCAUUUGUGGGAUGCUUACAUUUACAUGUAGGACUUGCAAAGUACAAAAAGUGUAAGGACUACUCAUGCAGAAAAAAAGUUUACGAUACUUAAAACACUCAAACUGCGAGGUUUUCUUCCAAACUUUCUGUUUGGUCGCAUUGUUCACGCAACUUUUCUAAUCCAUGGCCGGGAAGAGGAAACAGUUUCUGCUUCUUCUUUGUGACCUUUUCCGUGCACCCAUUUCCCUGAAAUGUUAGUUGUUCCCACCUAGCCAUAAGUGACCAGAGUCUCCCGUUUGUCUUUGAGACUUCACAAGCGUCCUGAACACAGGAAAGUAAUAAGAAAAUAAGAAAAUACAGGCAAAUGACAGGUUCUCUGUGUAUUCAGCAAGUAAAGACUGAUAUUUUUUGUACAAUCACACUGCAUGUACACGUUACAAACAACACUGAAAGAUAGUGAACAUACAAAACACAUAAAAGAUUCUCUGUCAGGAACCUGGCUAGGUGUAAGGAGGACUCAAAUGCACAACUUGAUUCGGUGGAGCGGUAGACGAGGUUUAUUCCAGGCAGAGGUCGGUACACAGUGAAACAGUCAACCAGGCAAAGGUAUCCAAAUCGUAAGGCAAAAGAUGAAGUCAAACAACAGGCAGGGAUCAAGCACAAAGAAACUAUGACUAUGAUUAUGAAGAAUGCUGGUACAUGAAGCUAUGAACAACGACAAACUAGCAACGAGACAAGACACAAGAGGGUCUAUAUGCAGGACCAAUGGGGAGUGAUAAGAGACAGAUACGGGAGAAACAAUCAGGGAUCAGGUGCACACAGACGGGGAGGGGGC